AUGAUUACCCAAGGUUGGAGAUCUCGCAACCAUCUUGGUGGUAGUAGACCGGUUUCCAAGUAUGAUACCUUCAUAGCAUCCCCGCAGAACAUAUCGGUAGAAGAUACAUCUCGACUCUUCUUCUCUCAUAUUGUCAAAUAUUGGGGCCUGCCAAAAGACAUCAUUAGUGAAUGCGACUCCCGCUUCACUAGCAAAUUUUGGACCCAUCUCUUCAGGAGCCUCGAAUCCAAAUUGAGUCCUAACUCAAACUUCCAUCAACAAGAAGAUGGCCAGACAGAAUGGUUCAAUGACAUGCUGGAGGAAUAUCUCUGCCACUUUGCAACCGAAUCACAGAAGAAUUGGGUGAAGCUGCUGGAUGCUGCUCAGUUGUGUUUCAAUUCACAAAAGUGUUCCCCUACAAAUAAAAGCGCUUUUGAAAUUGUUACCAGACAACAACCACUACUCUCACAGACUGUGAAUGCACCAAACAUGCCAAUAUUGCCUCAAGCUGUAAACUUUGGAGAUAGUGCGGAGCUAUCUUGUCAAGGCCCAAGAGAGGGCCACGAGCGCCCAGCAGCUGGGAAUGCCAACAAUGCAGCGAGCACAGACAAUGCCGCGCGCACAGACCAUCAUGUUGCCAAUAGCAUCGCGCGCACAGACAGUGUCGUGCGCGCAGAUCUGAUGCCAAGCGCCAGCACCCAGCCGAAGGCAUAUCCAAAUAGUGUUGUGUGCACCGAUAGCAAUGCGCGCGCUGGCCCUGAUGCUCAAGACAAAGUUGCUGCCAUCGGACUUGAUUCUACCUUCACUGACAAUCUAGUCCAGCAUACGGAGGGGACCCCAGUUGGCGGACAGCAACCGCACUGA
Nicotiana tabacum (common tobacco) is the source of this 843-nucleotide messenger RNA. Lineage: Eukaryota; Viridiplantae; Streptophyta; Magnoliopsida; Solanales; Solanaceae. The record is from RefSeq and is a predicted model, not a curated record.